GGGUUCUAGUUAUCUCUCUUCUUCUUCUUUAUCACGUGCAACCCACGUGUUUCACAAAGUAGUAUAAUUUCUGAACCGGUGGAGUUCUCUCCGUGAGUCACUUCGCCUCAGGUGCUGAUCUAUUUUCCCGGAAAAGCUAAAAAGAAACGCUGUGAGACUUGAGUCUCAGCUCAGGAAUUAUCAUUCAUAAUCAUCAUCAUCAACAACAACAACGAUGAAAACGAAAUCUCCUUCAGUGAUUCACGUUUCAUUUAUUAUUCUUAUUCUUCUAUUGGGUCUAACAAUUCACUCCACCGCUGAAGUCAUAACCCUAACCGUUGACACCUUCUCCGACAAGGUGAAGGAGAAGGACACGGCAUGGUUUGUGAAAUUCUGUGUUCCGUGGUGUAAGCAUUGUAAGAACUUGGGGACGUUGUGGGAUGACCUCGGGAAGGCGGUGGAAGGAGAGGAUGAGAUAGAGAUUGGAGAGGUUGAUUGCGGUGUGAGUAAAGCGGUGUGUUCCAAAGUUGAUAUUCAUUCGUAUCCCACAUUUAAGCUCUUUUAUGAAGGAGAAGAAGUUACUAGAUAUGGAGGAUCAAGGGACGUCGAAUCACUUAAAAAAUUUGUUAUAGAAGAAGCUGAACAGGCAGCAGCAAAAGCACAACUAGGCAGUGAUAAAGAAUUGUGAUAUUGUGUAAGGUGUGGGGCUUCCUACUCGAACGAGGGUCAUCAGCACUUUAUAGCAGAAUGGACCACCCGGCUCAGUGAGCAUCUUGUAAGUUCUAGCAAUUAUUAUUUAAAAGAUGGCCCCAUUUUUGUUCUUGUGGUCGGAGUUUGUUUAAUCAGGAAGAUACAGACUUAGAACUAAUCUUGACAGCAGAGAGAAUUAGUGUGUAUUAAUGCACGUCGAAUCUCGUGACAUUCUAUCUGAGAUUUUUUUUUUUUUUUUUAAUGAUUUGGAACAAAAUGAUAAAUCAAAGUUGUCAUAUUGUCAGACUUCCUUAUUUGGAUAUGGAAUGUAUCUCUAGUACAUCUUAUAAA
Messenger RNA from Quercus robur (English oak), 1020 nucleotides. Its product is annotated as protein disulfide-isomerase 5-1. Gene Ontology annotation, cellular component: endoplasmic reticulum. Gene Ontology annotation, biological process: protein folding. Gene Ontology annotation, molecular function: protein disulfide isomerase activity. The transcript is spliced from 5 exons. The coding region runs from base 215 to 667 and encodes 150 amino acids. Lineage: Eukaryota; Viridiplantae; Streptophyta; Magnoliopsida; Fagales; Fagaceae. The record is from RefSeq and is a predicted model, not a curated record.